AUGGCUCUUUUACCCCCAACAAGCGACGCGGACAUCGCUGCAGCCGCUGAGACGACUGAAAGUCUUUCGACAAAUCCAGAACGGGCAAUCUCCCUCUCCGAUCUACGAGGCUCAACCGGCAUUUCUCCAACACUCUGGUACAGGAUCCACGUGUUGCUCUUCGAUCUCAGGCACUACAGCGAACGUGCCGAUUCAAAAGAACGCCUGGAAUGUGUUAUCGAUCCGUCCUAUAUCGGACCACCCUACAUCGAGCCCGAAGAGGCAGAGAGGAUAAAGAACACGGUCAUACACGACGGAAAGAAACUCUCGCAAGUUAUCGAAGAGUUCCUGGCAGGGCGGCUGAAUCGACGGACGAAGAAACGCGUCGACAGCGGGGAUUUUCGGGUCUGUGCCGCGCACGAUCUUGCGCCCGUCUUGGAGAAGACGUUGGGAAUUGAUUCGAAGCAGCUGGCGCGAGAUAAGGACGUCCUUCGCUUGCUUGAGACUGGUGGUUUGGAAUUAGGGGAUCAACAAUGGGAUGGACUACCGACUAAGUCGUUCGCGCCGAAGGAUUGCACAUUAUGUACCGCACGUCCAACUUAUGAAGAAGAAAGGUUGGAGAAGGAAUGA
Rasamsonia emersonii CBS 393.64 is the source of this 609-nucleotide messenger RNA. RefSeq lists its product as uncharacterized. The transcript is spliced from 2 exons. NCBI's taxonomy places the organism in Eukaryota, Fungi, Ascomycota, Eurotiomycetes, Eurotiales, Trichocomaceae. The coding region runs from base 1 to 609 and encodes 202 amino acids. The record is from RefSeq and is a predicted model, not a curated record.